AUGGCCGGAGCACCGGACGUGGAAUCGGGUAUCUCGCCGCUUACGUUUACCGUUGCAGUCACUGCACCACCAUAUUCACUGAACAAUGGAAAUAAAGUAAGUCAAGCCAAAAUUUGA
This is a messenger RNA of Gongylonema pulchrum, 117 nucleotides long. The record is from the annotation of a GenBank genome assembly. NCBI's taxonomy places the organism in Eukaryota, Metazoa, Nematoda, Chromadorea, Rhabditida, Gongylonematidae.